AUGGCGGAGGGGAUCGCAUUCGACUUGGUCAAAGGAGUGCUGGGCAAGCUGGGCUCCGCUCUCUGGGACGAAAUCGGGCUGCUGCGGAGCUUCAAGGACGACGCGGACGACCUCAGAAGCAACUUCUCGGCGAUACAGGCGGUGCUUCUCGACGCCGAGGAGCGAAGCAGCGCUGGGAAGGAGACCCACGCGCUGCGCGACUGGCUGCGCAAACUGAAGGACGCCGCCUACGACCUGCUGGACGAGAUCCGGACGCAACAGCAGUAUCCCGAGGUGCAGAAUCAUCAACACCAGCCAGCUGGAAAGGUACGUGGAUUUCUGUCCCGCGCUAAUCCGAUGCAUCUGAAGUUUAAGGUCAAGAUGGCGCACAGGAUGAAAGCGCUCCGAGAAAAGAUCGGUAAGAUCGCGAAACAGAGGCAUGAUUUCGGUCUUGCCGAAGCUGGCCCUGGUCGGCAGGCUGAGUUCAAACGCCCUGACACAUAUUCAGUCGUCGACGAAAAGACAAUAGUUGGGAGAGAUGGUGAUAAAGAGGAAAUUGUGAAGCUCCUGUUAGAGACGGGCGGCGAUCACGACGUGUCGGUCAUUCCGAUAGUGGGAUUGGGAGGAUUGGGGAAGACGACGCUCGCUCAGAUGGCCUUCAACGACGGGCGGGUUACGGAUCAGCAGUGCUUUGAUCUAUGGGUGUGGGUCUGCGUGUCUACUGAUUUCGACAUGAAGACGAUUGCAAAGCCGGUGAUAUCUGCAGCCGGAGAGAAUUGUGCUCUUGAUAACUCGGAUGCCGUCGCCAGUUGUCUUGUUAGGAUCUUUAGCCAGAAGAGAUUUUUGCUGGUGCUGGACGAUGUAUGGAACGAAGAUCAGGAAAAGUGGGAGAAUUUGAAGGUCUUAUUUAAGGACAGCAAGAAGGGAAGUAAAAUUUUAGUCACCACGCGGAGCAAGAAGGUUGCCACGAUAAUGAAAACAGUCGAACCACACCAUGUGAAAGUCUUAUCAGAUGAUGAUUGUUGGACAUUGUUCAAAAGACGGGUAUUCGAUGAUGGGGAAGAGAACUACUAUCCGAGUUUGGUCGCAAUCGGAAAGCAGAUAGUUAAGAAGUGCGGCGGUGUGCCGUUAGCAGCAAAUGCUUUAGGAAGUAUGAUGCGCUUUAAGAGCAGGACAGAGGAUGCAUGGUCCGCUAUUAGAGAUAGCGAAAUUUGGAGUCUGAAAGAAGAGAAAACUAUUUUACCAUCGUUAAAGUUGAGCUACAUUCAGAUGCCGUCGGCUUUGAAGCAGUGCUUUUGUGACGCCCCAACUUCCCAGGAGGUCACCCAUCCUAGGACUACUCCCGUCCUAGCACGCUUAACUCUCGACUACCCGGGGUCUCACAGCUUUGCUUACUGCUCCAUAUUCCCCAAAGACUAUGAGAUUGACAAGGAUGACUUGAUCCGGCAAUGGAUUGCUUUAGGCUUCAUUUCAUCGCAUGAAACAUGGACUUCGACGGAAGAUAUCNCAAGGAGAGUUUGUGUUGUUCAGCUUGCCGGACAGGAAUUGUUGUAUGCUGGCAUGCCCCGAGGGAUUGGCAAGUUAGUUAGUUUGCAGGAAUUGUCUGUUUUUGUCGUCGGCAAGCAAGACUGCGCCGAACAUUGUGCUAGCAUUUCUGAGCUAGAGCACUUCAAGCUUGUCGGCCAGCUGUGGAUCAAGGGUCUUGAAAAUGUAACGAGUCCGGUUGAUGCCAAGGCUGCAAAUUUGAUAGACAAGAACCUGCGGAAUUUGAAGUUGGAAUGGAACGUUUUAAGUGCGGAAGAAGGCAUGGAUAGUGUACUACCGGCGGAAGGGAUGGAUACCGUGCUAGAAAAUCUUCAACCACAUCAAAAGCUAUCGAAAUUGGAAAUAGAAGGCUAUGGAGGCGGGAAGUUUCCUAGCUGGAUGAUGAACAGGAUUGGCCAGUGCCUCCCAAAUCUCGUUAAAAUCAAACUAGCGAAUAUGCCCGGAUGCAGCUCACUUCCGCAGCUGGGGCAACUUCCGUUUCUUGAACAACUAACUAUACAAAAAAUGCCCGCGGUAACAAAUUUGGGCGUCGAUAAGUUCCCUGCGCUGACGAUACUUAACUUGUCCUCCAUGCCGGUGCUGCGAGAAUGGGUGACUGUGCUGACGGUGGAUGACGAAGAAGGCAGGCGAGAGCGAGUUCCCAUUUUUCCGCGUCUCACUAUAUUGUGGCUUUUAGAAUGUCCUCAAUUGAGGCCGGAGCCUUGCCUCCCGCCAUCGGUUUCGCAUAUGUUCAUUUCUAGAACAAGCAGCGAGAACCUAUCAUUAAUUCUCGAAUGCGCGAUGCCACUUGGUGAUGGUGAUGGUGAUGGUGAUGCCGUCGUUUCACCCCAACCGCCACCAGAUAAGGGGCUGCUGAGUCUAGCAAUACAAGGAUGCCAGCAGCUAACUUGUUUGCCCGAGAGCUUGCGGAGCCUCACGUCCCUCCAGAGCCUGGCAAUAGAUGAUUGCAAAGAUCUUGAGAGAAUUGAAGAUUGGCUCGGGGAGCUCACCGAGCUGCGGUACUUGGCCAUCGAUGGGUGCAGCAGUCUCCGUUACUUGCCUGCCCACAAGAUGACCACACUCAAGAAGUUACAGAUUAUUG
Molecule: messenger RNA, 2605 nt
Organism: Ananas comosus (pineapple)
Lineage: Eukaryota; Viridiplantae; Streptophyta; Magnoliopsida; Poales; Bromeliaceae
Product: disease resistance protein RGA2-like
Exons: 4
Biological process (GO): defense response to other organism
Molecular function (GO): ADP binding
Source: RefSeq, a predicted model, not a curated record